CUCGAAGCAUCCACAACUAAAAUUCCCCCAGCGAUAUUCCUUCAACUGAUUCAACCACACAAGCCACACUUAUCGUAACGUAAAAUAUAGUUUUCCGUUCGACUCCAGCCAAAAAAAAAAAAAAUGCAGCCGAUCCAACGUUUCUUUGCCAGUACCCCGGUUUGUCUUAUUUUCAUAUUCCUAACCACCACGGGCUUCGGUUUCCUCGAAACCGAUUUCCGAGACGCCUCCCGAAGGGUCCGGGAUUCCCGGGACUUCCCCAACCGAUACUCCAUCGACAACCCGCCGUUUCGCAGGGAAACCAUCCGGCAGAAAGACCGCAUUUACGAAAACUUGUACGACAGGCGCAGCUUCAGAACCGGAACUUACAGGCAACCAUCGGAGCGCUCCACGAACGCAUUAGAACGGGACUCCAGGUCGGGAUCGAUCCGGGAAAAUGUCCGCUUCAACGACAACCGCGAGCGGUUCUUCCAAGAACGGUCCAGAUCGUUGCAGGACGAUCGAACGCGAGUUCGAUCCUCCGAGAUGAUCCGCGACCUUCAGUUCAGACUGCAGAGCCUCAACAGGGCGAGACAAGCUCGCGAAGCGCACAGGACCAGGUUAAUUUCCGUUUCGAACGAUCGAAGCUCGCUCGACGAGAGGAGCAGGAGGACCGGGGAGAGCAGAGAGAAUAGGGAAAGCAGGAGGAACAUGGAAAGUAGGAGGAAUGUGGAAAUCAUGAGGAAUAUGGAAAGUAGGAGGAAUGUGGAAAGUAUGAGGUCUAGGGAAAGCAUGAGGAAUGUGGAAAACAGGAGGAAUAUGGAAACUAGAAGGAUUGUGGAAAUCCGAAGAAAUGUAGAACCCCCAGCAUAUCGAGCUCGAUCUACCAGGACCAUCGACAGCGACAGACUCGUUCGAGAAGACCGAAGACAGAGGUCUACCAGAAUCGAGGCUCCGAUCAGAUUCGCCGAACGUCGAAUGAGGUUCGCGGAUAAUUCCGAAAGGGAAAGGUCCAUUUCCAGAAGCAACGUUGAAAAUCGCGAUAGAACCGUCGACAGCAGGCGAUUUAGGGAGUCUCCUAGCAGAGUACAAGCGAGCUCUAACAGCCGAACUCCUCGGUUUCUAUCGAGGAACGGCGGACUCUCCGGUGAAGGUGGAGCUCUAAGCAGACGAUCGUUGGAAAGGGAAACUCUCAGCGGGGAUUUGGUGCGCUCUCGAUCGAUUUCUGAUGCUUCUAAUUACAUGGAAAAAGAAGUCGAUGGUAGCAGCAACUUCAACGCUUGCAUCAACGUGAUUCAGGUGCUCCUCGGGGCGUAUCUCGUCGGGCAACUGGUCGCCCGUUCGUCGAAGAAGCGCGGAUUCGAGUUCCAAAAUCUUCUACCAUUCGCCUCUAUGAAACAGAAGGUGGAGUAAAUUUGCCAUUUCGCGAUGAUUGCUCUAACUUUGACGACAACCGCUAUGCACUAAAAGGUACCUACUUACUCUUAGCUUGUUAGGAAAUUUUCAUAGUAGUAGCGUGGAUAGUUUAAACAACCUCAAAGUCUAUCGAAAUCUUGGAAUAGUGUAUUUGUUAAAUGUAGUUAAUAUAGCAUACGUACGUGUAUAUCAUAUAUGGUAUAUGUUGUUUGUGUAGUUAAAUAAAAUUGUUCAAAAUCAUUUGGUGGUUGAUUCGUGAAAAUGUCCCGGCUAGUUUAAUAAAAUAGCUAAAAAAAUGUUGGGAGUUAACUGCAAAUUUGUACGAAAUAUGGAUGCAACAAGUACAACUUCUAAUACAUUGUUAUUUGAAUAACAUUUCUUCCAACUUAUAGAAUAGACCAUACUAUAAAAAAAUUUGCACUUACCCGUAUAAAUUUUCUAAGAUUUACAUCACUUCUACAGAAUCUUCAUAAAUGAUUGAUUCCCACGUGACUGAAUUCGAAAUGAACGUAGUAAAUUUGUUAUGUUUAUGUUGGUACACAAAAAAUACUAGACUACUGUCAUCUGUCAUUAAUGUCAAGGCAACGUCAACUCGAUGAAAUCUCGGUAGAAAUAACGCGUUUUGUUCAUAUUUCCUAGUUUUUCCUGUGCUUUCUCCCGAAGAAAACUGUGUAUCAAUAUAACCAUUAAUUAAUGAUAGGCAAAAAUAAUAAAGAACCUAGUGGAUUAAUGUUCUUACGCCACUGUGUUGAUUUUGUAUUCAAAAUAGGGACAUUUCUUGAAAAUAAUAACAACUGUGCAAUUUGGGUUGCAUAAUUUUUAGGUCACGUGGAAAUCAAUCAUUUAUAAAGACUCUGUAUCAUUAUUAAUCUCAUUUCGUUGUAAAUAAUCGAUAAAUACGUACUAUAACUAGGUGCUCAAUAAUAAAACAAUAAUCUCUAUAAAUUACAAUUUCCUUAACUACAUUUCGCCGAAUCCUCGUCGAUACUACACACAAAAAAAAACCAUCACAAAUACCCGCACACAUCUUCGCUGGGUACAAACUUCCUCAUCAAACUCUCGAACACAUCGAACGGACAAAACUCCUUGCAAUGGACCAUUUUCAUCAACCUCAACCCGCUCCCGUCCCAAGCCUCGUAGAAAACCUUCACCCCAUACACCCCAUCAACCAGAUGCAGCUCUAGAACAACAUGCGCCCCGUAGGGAGGCACCCGGUGCUUCUCGAACACCCCCAAAGCGAUCAGCAGGUAGGCCAAGUUGCUCUCGUGCGCCGAAUACAAAUACAGCUUCUUCGACAGCUUCCUGCGAUCGAACAUCUUCCGCUUGAGGUUGCGCAGCACCUCGUCCAAGAGGUAGCCCACCAGGAGCUUCUGCAUGUCGGGCGUGCCCAGCUCCACGAAGUACUCUUCGGCGGCGAGCGAGGAGAUGGGCUCCGGCCAGACGGUUUUCGUCCAAUCGGGCAGCUGCAGGCCGAACUCCUCCUCGGUGGAGAGGCCGAAGUAGAGGUGGUAGACGUCGCGGAAGGAGCGGAUUUCUUUGCCGGUGCGCUCCGAGAGGAAAUCGAAGAGGUUGCGGUAGGGCUGGUACCUUUGCAGGACCUCGGGACGCUGGGCGUGUUGCUUGUAGAGCAGCUUGUACCUCGGGCACAGGUGGCUCACGAGAACCUUCAAAAUUAACAGAGCGGCGGACAUUGAGGUUUUCCCGGAUCAUUUCCGCAUAGAAAAGGCCUGGCUGUAUCGCUGAUUCGUAAAGGAUCACCGACAGGACAAAUAUUUUCCAAGGACCUUCCACGUUUACCUGAGAAAAAUCAUCUUUAAUUACGAGGAAAACGAACUUUCUG
Molecule: messenger RNA, 3235 nt
Organism: Phyllotreta striolata
Lineage: Eukaryota; Metazoa; Arthropoda; Insecta; Coleoptera; Chrysomelidae
Source: the annotation of a GenBank genome assembly